This is a messenger RNA of Astyanax mexicanus (Mexican tetra), 5464 nucleotides long. RefSeq lists its product as uncharacterized. Bases 1 to 5166 code for a protein of 1721 amino acids. Gene Ontology annotation, molecular function: nucleic acid binding. The record is from RefSeq and is a predicted model, not a curated record. The transcript has 2 exons. Gene Ontology annotation, biological process: DNA integration. NCBI's taxonomy places the organism in Eukaryota, Metazoa, Chordata, Actinopteri, Characiformes, Acestrorhamphidae.
AUGGCUCCAGCUCCCAUUAAACGGUGUUACAGUGUACCUGGCUACAAUCCUUCUGGGCCCCACUCUCAGCUACCACCAGCUACAAGCUACGCUCCACUUCCUCAUACUUCUGCUGGUCAAUGGACAGUCCCACCUAAAACCCAGUUCUUUGAUUCAGGCCAAGGUGCUCCAGCUUUCAUCCCUCACCCCUCACAAGUGACUGCUCAUGUAGCCCCACCAGAUCUGUACACAGCUCAACAGCCACCGUACAGUGUGCCAAAACCUAAGAUUCCUGACUUCUGCUCUGAUAGCGAAAAAGAAUUUGCUAAUCUGAAACUAGCAUUAGACAACUUGCUUGAACCUCACCCUGAGCUGUCUGAAAAGUACAAAUAUCACAUACUGCUGGAACACCUCAAGCUGCCUGAAGCUCAGAUGAUUGGUCAGUCCUGCCGCCACCACCAAUAUCCGUACUCAGCAACAAUGUAUGCCCUUCAGCUGCAGUAUGGCCAGCCCCAUCAGCUAGCUCAGAGUGAGAUAGCAGCAAUUCUCACCACACCUGAUGUUAAAGCUAACGAUGCCCCUAGUUUCCAGAGCUUCGCCUUACGGGUACGCCUUCUAGUCAGUAUGCUGAUUUCUCUGGAAGGCCCCCAUGGUACAGAGCUAAACUGCUGCUCUCAUGUAGACCGUCUCCUUAGCAAACUACCUAAGUAUCUGAGAGAUGGAUUUGUUGAAUUCCUACAGCUCCAUGGGAAGCUUAAUUCUGCAAGUCUUAACCCUUACAAUCUGCAGGACUUUGAUGGCUGGCUGCAUCUCAAGGCCCAACAGCAACGUCUCUCAAGUCGGAUGGUGCAGCGUUAUCAACAAGAAAGGUUCCUGAUCAGUGGAAAGGAGAAGACUGUGCUUAAACCUAGAGGACAAAGCACAGCAGUCUAUCAUGGUACAGAACCUGUGGAACCUAAUUUCCGUAAUCCCCCCAGUCACCUCAAGACAAAGAAACAGCUAACUGUGCACUGUCUCUUUUGCAAUAGUAAAGAGCACUAUAUCAGUCGCUGCAGUAAAAUUAAAGAGUUGUCCUUGGGGGAGCUGAGCAAAUGGAUAAAACAGGGAAAUCGCUGCUGGAAGUGUGCACGUUCCCAUGCACCAGACACAUGCAACCUCAAGAAGCCAUGUUGUGAUUGCGGUGGCAUUCAUCUCCAGGUUCUUCAUGGACUAGCUCAAAGCCACCUGAGCGACCACCAGUCAAACACCUCAGAAAGUCGAGUGUACUUGACACCUUCUGUAGCUUCACGCAAGGUACUUUUGAAGGUUGUGCCGGUCCUUCUACAUAACAAGUCCAAGACUAUGGAGACCUUCGCCAUCUUGGAUGAUGGUGCACAGCGAACUAUGAUCCUGCCUGCAGCAGUCCAACAGCUACAGCUAGAAGGUACACGUGAGACUCUUGCCCUCCGCACUGUACGAUCUGAUAUCACCAACCUGACUGGGUCAAGGAUCUCCUUUCAGAUCUCUCCAAGAAAUAACCCUAAGAAGCGUUUCAGAGUACAAGGAGCCUUUACUGCCUCUGGACUAGACCUAAUGGAGCAGAGCUACCCUGUUCAGACCCUUCAGAAAAGGUACACCCACCUUAGAGGUAUCCCACUACAGUCUUUCCAUAAUGCACGUCCACUGGUGCUGAUUGGGUCAGAUAACGUUCAUCUCAUCACAGCAACCGAGCCAGUGCGUCAAGGGCACCAAAGUGGACCCAUUGCAAUCCACACUGCUCUUGGAUGGGCCCUACAGGGAGCUGAACGCUGUAUUCGAGACCAGUCCUCAGUGCACCAGUGUCUCCUGCUCUCAACAGCUAACUCUGAUGACCUCCUCUAUCGACAAGUGGAAAGGCUGUGGCAACUUGAUGUCCUGCCUUAUCGUAACGAGAAGUUGGUGGUUCGUUCACGAGAAGACCAAGAAGCUAUUAAGCUUCUUGAGGACAAAACCAAACGAGUUAGUGUUAAUGGAGUUCUUCGAUAUGCAACUCCUCUACUCUGGAAGUCCAGCACACCGAAGCUCAAUGGUUCCAUCCAGUCCGUCAUGGCAAACCUGAGGAGUACCGAGAGGAGGCUCAAGCGAGAUUAUGAAAGAGAAUGCACCUACAGAGCUGAAAUAGAUAAGCUUGUUCAAGCAGGACAUAUCAGCAAGCUACAACCUGACGAAGUGCACAAAUCGGAGGAGCAGUGGUACCUUCCCCACCAUCUGGUACAUCAUAACAGUAAACCAAGAUUAGUCUUCAACUGCUCCUUCAGACAUCAGGGCAUCUCUCUGAACGAACAACUCUUGCCUGGACCAGUGCUGGGCCCAUCACUGCUAGGUGUUCUCUUAAGAUUUAGACAGCACUGCAUAGCUGUUAGCGGAGACAUACGGGGCAUGUUUCAUCAGGUCCGCCUCAUAGCCGAAGAUAGACCCUUUCUGCGUUUUAUCUGGAGAGACCUACGAUGUGAGGACCCACCAGAUGUGUAUCAAUGGGAGGUACUGCCAUUUGGCACGACGAGCAGUCCCUGCUGUGCUAUAUUCGCUCUACAGCAACUCACCCUUGAUUACCAAGAAAGCUAUUCUGGCACUCUUCAGUCCGUCCAGCAGUGCUUUUAUGUGGACAACUACUUGGAGAGCUUUCCUACCAUAGCUGCGGCUCAAGAAAUGGUAGAUAAACUGCGAAGCCUACUGCUGGAAGGAGGGUUUGACCUCAGACAGUGGGCCAGUAACCAACCUACCGUCAUAGCUCAUCUGCCUACAGAAGCAAGGUCCUCAACUGCGGAGCAGUGGCUAGGGCGGAACCAAGGUGGCCCGAUGGAACCCACUUUGGGUCUGAGAUGGAACUGCGCAGGUGACACACUGGGCUAUCAGCACCGACCCAUUGAGCAUGCUGUGCUGACUAAGCGGAGAGCCUACCAGGUACUAGCCAGCCAGUACGACCCAUUAGGGUUUAUAGUUCCAUACACCACCCGAGCCAAAGUGCUAAUCCAACAGCUGUGGUCUAGACAAAGAGAGUGGGAUGACCCUGAUCUGCCUCCUUCCUUAAAGGAGGCCUGGGAGAGCUGGGAGAGUGAGUUGCAGCAGCUCAGUGCAGUAUCCAUUCCGCGAUGCUACUCACCUGAUUCUACACAGGAAGCAAGUCUUGAGUAUGACCUCCAUGUGUUCUGCGAUGCCUCUGAAAAGGCUUAUGGGGCUGUAGCCUAUUUAGCAGUACACAGUGGGGAAACCAUCCAUACCACCUUUGUGAUGGCUAGGUCAAGAGUUGCUCCGAAGAGACAACAGUCCAUACCCCGGCUAGAGCUUUGUGCUGCCUUGGCCGGAGCUCAAUUAGCCAGACUUGUACAGGCGGAACUUACAUUGACAAUCCGCCAGACAGUUCUUUGGUCAGACUCUAUGACAGUCCUGGAAUGGCUUCAGUCUGACUCAUGCAGGUUCAAAGUGUUCGUUGGCACUCGAGUAUCGGAGAUACAAGAAAUGACAGAUCGGAAUGCUUGGCGGUAUGUGGACACUCACAACAAUCCCGCUGAUGAUAUAACUAGGGGGAAACCACUCUUAACACUGGCCCAACCUAACAGAUGGAGCCAAGGACCCUCUUUCCUCAAACAAAGCAUCGAGCACUGGCCGAAGAAACCUGAAUCUGGGACCCAGGAGAGCUUAUCAGAGGUGAAAGGCAUAACACUCUGCUGCCUUACGGUACUGGGGAGAAACUGCAUUACUCCAGAUGCAACUGAAUACGGAACAUGGAAAGAGCUAGUGGACGCUACCCAGAAGGCAUGUCAUGGGGCAGUUGCAGAGUCACUAGGGACCACUGACCAGCCAGUGAGUUAUCGAGAUGCAGAGUUACUGAUAUUAAAAGAGUGUCAAACUCAGAGCUUUCCAGAUGAGUUGGCUGCUCUCAGAGAAGGGAAACCUCUGCCAAAUCACAGCAGGUUGAGCAAUCUAGCACCUGAAUGGGAUUCUGCAAUGAAUAUUAUCAGAGUUGGGGGACGGCUGCGGAGACUACAGACUCUCAACAUGGACGAAGCCCAUCCGAUAGUUCUAGAUCCGCGACAUCCAGUGACACAGCUACUCAUCAAAGAGUUUGAUGAACGUCUGUUGCACCCUGGAGCUGAACGGGUAUAUGCUGAGAUUCGAAGGCAGUACUGGAUCUUGAGGGGUCGUCAAGCCAUUAGACAUCAUCAGAUUCACUGCCCCACCUGUCGGAAAUGGAGAGCUCAGCCAAAGGUGCCUCAAAUGUCUGACUUGCCACCAGAGCGUCUUCGUCUACUUUGUCCACCUUUCUUCUCCACAGGAGUUGAUUGCUUUGGGCCAUACUUAGUGAAGAUUGGCAGGAGGACUGAGAAACGCUGGGGUGCUAUCUUUAAGUGUCUCACUACACGAGCAGUUCAUAUUGAACUGCUCAGUUCUAUGGAUGCAGAUGCCUUCCUACUGUCCUUACGGCGCUUCAUAGCCAGGAGAGGGCGCCCAAAGGAAAUUCUUUCAGAUUGUGGCACAAAUUUUCGUGGGGCUGACCGUGAGCUUCGUGAAGCCUUUGCUGCACUUCACCCACAACUCAAGGCACAAUUGGCUGACUACCAGAUCCUCUUCAAAUUCAAUCCCCCAAGUGCUCCACACUUUGGGGGUACGUGGGAGAGAGAGGUUCGUUCUAUAAAGUCUGCUCUCAGAGUGGUUGUUGGAAGUCAAACCACCUCGGAGGAUGUUCUGCAUACUGUGCUGGUGGAGGUGGAAGGCAUCCUGAAUUCAAAGCCACUAGGCUAUGCAUCAACGGAUAUCGCUGAUCCUGACCCCAUUACGCCUAAUGUGCUUCUCAUGGGGCGGCGGGAUGCCUCCCUGCCACAAGUUGCUUAUGCACCGGCUGAUAUGGGGCGGCGGAGAUGGCGGCAUUGUCAGAACAUUGUAGACCAGUUUUGGGUUCAGUUUGCACGUCAGUAUCUACCCUCACUCCAAACUCGCCAUAAGUGGCAGAAGCAGUCUGAAAACCUGACCGUGGACUCAGUAGUCAUGAUAGUUGAUCCACAACUACCCCGAGCUCAGUGGCCUAUUGGUAGGGUCACUAAGACCAUAACUAGCCAGGAUGGAUGUGUCAGAACAGCGGACGUCCUUGUAAAAGGCAAGAUCUACACAAGACCAGUUGCUCGCCUAAUUCAGCUUCCAAAGAUUGAGGAUGGUUCUGACGAUCUCUGAAGAAUUCUCUCUAUUGCACAUUUGCUUCUCAACUGUGGGGGCGGCUGUUGUGAAUUCUUCAUAUUGGACAUUCACUGGUAAAAUAAUUAGUGUUUGGUCUAGCUACUUACAAUCUGCAGUGCUUGUUCUGCUCAGUACCUCAUGGACAUUUAUGUUUAGAGGAGGACUUUUAUUUUGAUGCACGUACCUGUUGCUGCUAGAGUCACAGGCAGCAGUUAGCAGUCAGAGACGAUAAAAUGCUACUGUUGUCAAUGCUACUGAGGCUGUUCAUUUAUAUCAGUAAACUAAUUAAAUCAUC